CAGUACAUAUUGAUGGCCGUCGUAGUAACAACGCUUUCAGAAUUCAAUAUGGAAAACUUUAAGUGCAAAAAUACUCGCAUUUUAACAAGAAAAGUGAACUUUUUAAAAUAAAGGUGUUGUAAAAAUCCUAGUGGUUUAUACAAUAGGUGUUUCUUAAGAAAUUUUGUGAUAUCAAAUUAAGGAAAACAGACAAUUGAGAUUAUCUCUAAACCAUGGCAGCUGGUAUCAGCAAUUCAACUUUUAAUGAGGAAUAUGAAAUAGAUAUUGUUAGCUCUGACGCAAAAAUUCAGAAUGAGAAUUCUACAGAAGAAAAAAAAGAAUCGAGUGAAAGUCCAGGAUUUUUGGAAAAGUGGAAAAAUCAGUUCAACAUAUACAUGACAGACAAGGAAAAAUUAUUUAAAUCGUGUGGCCUUGUGUUACUUAACAUUUUAAUUUUCACUUACAUGACCUUCGCAAGUAUUCACUGGUACAAGAAUAUUUCAGCAAAUGAUUGUGAUCUCGAUUGGUGUAAUGGAUUCGGCAUGUUUAUUUUAAUCGUAGUGAUAAUCUACUCGUAUGUCUUCUAUCAUACUGUGAUAAAAAAAUUAGUCAGAUUAUUGAGUCAGAAUAUUAUUUCAUCCUUCAAAAUUCUUGAUAAGUUCUCCCCGAAAGCCAAGUAUGUCGCUAAAUUUAUCUAUAUUAAUAUUUGA
Molecule: messenger RNA, 689 nt
Organism: Belonocnema kinseyi
Lineage: Eukaryota; Metazoa; Arthropoda; Insecta; Hymenoptera; Cynipidae
Exons: 4
Coding region: 213-689 (158 amino acids)
Source: RefSeq, a predicted model, not a curated record